AUGGGAAAGGAAGAGCUUUUAGAAGCUCUUGUGGAACUCCAGACUAAGACAUCAGUAAACAGUCUUUGUGCUCAAUUCUCUAUUAUUUAUAAUGCUCUAAAGGAUAUCCAUCGCAAACGCUGGAGGUUCCUGGAAGAUGCAUGCUCCGUUGUUCUAUAUCAUGUUUUCGGGCUGAUCUCGAAGGGUCAAGAUGAAGAACUUGAAGAUUCCGACCGUCAAAAUCCUGCGAUUUCGACAACAAAGGCUGUCAAGUUGUAUCUUCAAUUCAUCGAGCCCUUAAUACAUUCGACAAUGUCAAUUGCUAAUGUUAUGGGCGAUGAACAAGAAGCCACACAUCAACAGGGCGUGCUGGUGGCUGCUUUGUUGCAUUUGUUUGCAAAACUUACUGGAAAUCUAGGUUCGAAGGAGUUAAAGUCAAGACUUGUUGCGGAUAUUUUAAGGUGUGACGUCGACGUUCACGUUAUACUAACUACACUUCGAUUUCGAGAAAAGCUGGUGGAAUGUCGUCGAGUAUUACUGCCGUCAUACGAAAGCGAUUCCGAGACGGAAUCAGAGGUAGAGUUGGAUGAGGAAGAAGAAGAAAUGAGAGAGUUUGCUAUGGAAGACAUUCAAUGGAUUGUCGACCGCGUGGCCAACAUGUGGGGGUUGACAAAGUAUCGGCGAUUUUUGCAGAUGUCGUUGCACAAGCACGCGUUUUCUUCGUGGUCGAAUCAGGGAAUUGGCAAUUUCAUACAUGCGCUAAUGAUGGACGAAUUAAGUACGCUACCAGUGGUGGUGUCACCGUUUUCAUGGCUCUUUCACGUUACUGCAUAUGCCCACUACAUGAUUUGUUCGAAAGAUCACCAGGAUUGCAUUCGUGGACUUGGUUUGCUGCGAGCGGUAGACGACCUAUGCCCCCAAGGAAAGCUUAUCAUUUUUGUUAAGAAGGGGAGCGAAGCUAUGCGAGAGAAGCCACAAUCGUUCGUAGAUCACGUUGCGCCAUUUCGUGCAAAAGAAUGGCUCUCUCCUUUGAUUCAUGUCAUUACGAACGCAAUGAUAUCUUUUCGUGAGGCCAAAGACCGAUCUACAGCGCUGAAAGUCCUAAAAGAGCUGAUCUCCAAGCUCGUAGGAGAUGAUCGAUUUAGGCUGCUACGUGGCCUGAUCAUGAAAUGUCCAUAUGGCAAUGUGUCCGCCGUGCUGGUUGAUUUUGUUCGUGAGGAUGCAGUCCAAGCAUGGUCUUCCUCCGAUUCAAGCGAAAAAUACCCUUUCAAGACGGCAGCAAUCUGCUUGUUGAUACAAGAUGUCUUAAGCCAAACAGAAGAACGCGACCUUGUUUUGCAGACUGAUCUGCUAGCAAGCUGUUUAAGUCUCGUGCGGUUUUUAUACGUCUGUGACAAGGGCAACGAAACAGGCAUUUGCACUAAAAGUGUUUAUUGCGGUAUCUGGGAGGGUCUGGUGCGUAUUAGCAAGAGACUUCACAGGAAAAUCGAAGAAACAACAUCACGCCACAAUGCUAAAGCUGGAUUGCAUUCCAUUGAGAACAACUACACGGUUCUAGAAGCAGCUCUUGGCUCGACUUUGGAGCUUCUUAGUGAACCGAGAGCACCUCUUAAGUAG
This is a messenger RNA of Peronospora farinosa, 1596 nucleotides long. The record is from the annotation of a GenBank genome assembly. Lineage: Eukaryota; Oomycota; Peronosporomycetes; Peronosporales; Peronosporaceae.